GACAGCCCGCCCGGAGCCCCGGGGGCGGCCGCGGCCACCAUGUCGUCCCCCAGCCCGGGCAAGAGGCGGAUGGACACCGACGUGGUCAAGCUGAUCGAGAGCAAACACGAAGUCACAAUCUUAGGAGGACUCAACGAAUUUGUUGUGAAGUUUUAUGGACCACAAGGAAGUAAGUUUGGGACCUUUCCAGAAAAAAAAAAAACCCAUGAUAAAAAAUACAUUUAUUUAGGGGGUUUUUUUUGGUUUUUUUUUUCUGCUGAUUUCUCUCUGUGUGUCCUUGCAGGAUUCAUGAAUAAAAUCUUCCACCCCAACAUUGAUGAAGCGUCAGGAACUGUUUGUUUAGAUGUAAUCAAUCAAACCUGGACAGCUCUCUAUGAUCUCACCAAUAUUUUUGAGUCGUUCCUGCCGCAGCUCCUGGCCUAUCCCAACCCCAUCGACCCCCUGAACGGCGACGCCGCGGCCAUGUACCUGCACCGGCCCGAGGAGUACAAACAGAAAAUUAAAGGGUCCCCCAAACCCCUUCGGGCCGAGCCCCCCCCGUGCCUCACCCCCCUCCCGGCGCCCCCCAUCCUGCCCGGGGUCCCCCAAACCUCUGCCGUCGGGGCGGUGUCGCAUCCCGGCGGGGCGAUGCGAGUGACAACGAAAUCGCGGUGCAGCCCCAGCGCCCGCAGCCGCGGCUGCCCCCCGGCCCUGGGGGGGCUGUUCGGGGUUCCAGGGGUGCCCCCCUCGCCCCCCGGGUCCGAUCCGUGGCCGCUCUGCAGCCCCGAUGGCAGCUCCGCUGUCACCGAAUAG
Molecule: messenger RNA, 792 nt
Organism: Sturnus vulgaris (Common starling)
Lineage: Eukaryota; Metazoa; Chordata; Aves; Passeriformes; Sturnidae
Source: RefSeq, a predicted model, not a curated record